AUGAACUUCGAUGUGCUCCGAGUGCCCAGCAGGCCAGCGCUGCUUGCAGGCUCUCGCAAUGGCUAUUCUGACAGCGCGAAUGCGGUCAAGUACUGCUCCGCCCCGGAGGCCGCCAGGGUGGAGCGCGCGGGGCUCGGCCUUGAGGCGAGGGUGGAGAAGGUGGCGCGGGAGCUCAACCUAGACAAGCGCGUGGGCGAGCUCACGCGGCAGCUCGAGAGGGUGCAGGAGCAGUACUCCAUUUUGCAGCGGGAGAACGAGGAUGCGCGCGACAAGAACGCAUAUCUAGCGGAGUGCUUGGAGACGGCGGAGUCCUCGGCGAUGCAGCUGCAGGCCGUGCUGGAGCGGGCUUCCCUGCCGGCGUCGCAGUGGUCUAGUGGCUCGCGGCGCACGAGCCCGGAGUUCCACGGCGCUGCGGCGCGCAUCUCGCCCGGGCAGUCCUGGCGCGGCGCCGCCCCCGCGGAGGCCCCGCGCGGGCCCGCGUGGCCCGCGCCGGGCGCCUACGCCAGUCGCCGCGCGGCGUCCGAGCCGGAGGCGCCAGCCGGGCACGGGCACGGCCCCUCCCUGGCCGCGGGCCUGAGGGAGCUGGAGAGCUGGGCGAGCCAGCUGAGGACCUUGGACGGCGCGCUAGCGAAUCGCGAGCUGAACGGCAUUUCGCCUCUGGGCUCUGCAGUGUCUCGCUCACGCUAG
This is a messenger RNA of Prorocentrum cordatum, 687 nucleotides long. The record is from the annotation of a GenBank genome assembly. Lineage: Eukaryota; Dinophyceae; Prorocentrales; Prorocentraceae.